Messenger RNA from Labeo rohita (rohu), 2002 nucleotides. It is a transcript of the gene klf4, whose product is annotated as Kruppel-like factor 4. The transcript is spliced from 5 exons. NCBI's taxonomy places the organism in Eukaryota, Metazoa, Chordata, Actinopteri, Cypriniformes, Cyprinidae. The record is from RefSeq and is a predicted model, not a curated record. Gene Ontology annotation, molecular function: DNA-binding transcription factor activity, RNA polymerase II-specific; RNA polymerase II cis-regulatory region sequence-specific DNA binding. The coding region runs from base 323 to 1588 and encodes 421 amino acids. Gene Ontology annotation, biological process: regulation of transcription by RNA polymerase II.
AGGAAAGCCCUGCGUGCAUCUGACGAAUCACUCUAGUCCAGACACCGGAGAGCUCGCGCGUCCCGAAUGGCAGCGGCGGCGGCAGUGAGCGGGAGAUAGGGAAUCCCCGAGUGUCGCCGCAACGAUUCCGACCCGGUUCACAAGCGAUGCUGGUUUUAAUGGCCGGUUCUGUCAGCAUGGCACGGGGACGCGUUUGAUGCGCUCUUUGGACCGGACUGUCAUCGCUGCGAAGCGCUCGCAGUUCUAAAGACUGUAGUAAUAAAGACUCUCAUCAUCAAGGAUUUCAUUUUUGACUGGACGCGACUGGAAGUGUUUUCCACUCAUGAGGCAGCCACCGAGCGAGUUUGAUAGCAUGGCACUGAGCGGCACGCUUUUGCCCUCUAUUUCCACCUUUGCGAGCGACGCAGAUGUGAAGCACAAGGCCAUGACGGGACCUGGAACUGCCAGUUUAAGAUGGAAGGAGGAGAUGUCUCAUCUGAAACGCCCCUGCAUGUCUACAGGUGGGACCUGCGCUGAUCAGGACGUCCCCUCCGCGAUGACCAAGAAGGAGCCAGAAGAGCUGGAGCUCUUGGACUAUGAUUUUAUUUUGUCGAACAGCAUGCUGCAACAGCAGCAACAGCAGCAGCAGCAACAGCUGGAGGCCUCGAUGGCCAGCACUUCCAGAAAUCUUGCGCCUUCCCCUACUUCCUACAGCUAUCAGAUGCCCUCUCCUCAGGGCCAAGAGUCCAGCAUGUUGUACAACAUCCCGGACAUCAGCGACGUAUCUCCCUCGGGAGGUUUUGUCGCUGAACUGAUGAGGCCGGAGCUGGAUCCUGCGUAUCUUCAGCCCACGAGCCUCCACGGAAAAUUUGUGGUGAAGACCACCAUGGACAUGACCGAUUACAGCCAAGGGCUCAGCGUUAGCAAGGGCGGCUCGAUGUCGGACUCUUCCUCAAUGCCGUUUGUGUGUCCUAAGAUAAAGGAGGAGCGUCCUAGCCCCUGCACCAUCACCCGACCGAUGGAGCUCCAUCUGGGGGUGAACUCACAGCCUGGGGUCGGCCAGAGGCCGCUGAUGGACCCUCACUGUUUCAGCACGGGCCGAGGGCCCAUGGGGCCCAGUCGCUCUUCCACUUCCUCUCUGUCUCCGGACGAGCAUCCUCAAGCUCAGGUUCUGGGGCCGCCUCCGUUGUCCCUGGCCCAGGGAUAUCACCCCUCUCCGGGUUAUUCUGGCUUUCCGCAGCCUCCCGCCCAGUCGUUGCAGUAUCAAGAGCUGAUUUCUCCCACCGAGUGUUUGCCUGAAGAGUCCAAGCCCAAGCGGGGUCGACGCUCCUGGCCGAGGAAGCGGAUAGCGACGCACACGUGCGACUACGCAGGCUGCGGCAAAACGUACACCAAGAGCUCCCAUCUCAAAGCCCACCACAGGACUCACACAGGAGAAAAGCCAUAUCACUGUGACUGGGAGGGAUGUGGCUGGAAAUUCGCCCGUUCGGACGAGCUCACGAGGCAUUACAGGAAGCACACGGGCCAUCGGCCAUUUCAGUGCCAGAAGUGCGACCGAGCCUUUUCCCGGUCCGACCACCUGGCGCUGCACAUGAAGCGCCAUCUAUAACCGAGACCGGAGGAGCCCGAAAAAGUGAAGAUACUUGUGGACUAGUGAACCACGUGUUGCCUUUGAACAAGAGUCAACGAAACUAGAGCUCCAUGACAAGCUGUGUUGUCCACAGCAUCAGGGUUGGGACUUUUCGUGCUUCUUCUGUUUGUUUUUCCCUUUUUGUCAACGUCUUCCAACAUGCUGGUGAUUUGAGAGGCCCUGUCCGUUUCCUGCACACUGGGACAAUACUGGAAAGUGCGUCUACUUACCAACAAAACUUGGAGAUACCAAGUGCCAAACGCAAGACUGGAAAUAUAUGAAUAUCAGGGAUAAAUGGAAACAUUAGAACAAAUGUAUUAAAGAGGCCUUUAAUUGACCUACAUUCCAUCACUCAAACACUGAUCCGUCUUAUGGAUUGUAUUUUUUUUUUUA